UUGCGCGUCUUUCUAAUUGGCCAGCUUGCCUUCCUUCUGCAUUGUGAUUGGCUAGCGAGUGUUGAGGGAAAAUUAAAUCGAAUGUUUGAACCACCUUAGGAACCAUUGAGGAAACGGGUGCCUGGAUUUUCGUUGGUGCUUGUGAUUCUCUCUGCUUUAUAGUCUCUCAUAUCACCGCCGAAGGGAAGAUGGGAGAUGUAGUCGAGAUCCAGAUCACACCAGAAACCCCGGGGAGACCCGCCAUCCUCAACCCGUUUGAGAGUCCCACCGACUACCACCGCCUGCACGAGCCUCUGGUGCCCAGUCCAUCUGUGUUCAAGUGUUCAAUCGCCUCCUCCGCUACACCAGCAAAGUUCAAAUGGUCCAUCGAUGAAAUGGCAAGCCUCCUCCCAGUGCACAUAGACCCCGAGGAUAUUCACCGCCAGGCUUUGUUUAUGAGCCAGUCCAGGACGGACGCUGAAAUUGAGCAAAAGCGACAGAAUGCGAUUGAACAAUUUUUCACUAAAGGUGCUAUAGUUCCGUCGCCAUGGGGACCGCUGGCGAGUAAACAGUCGACGCUGCUGAGUCACGAGAAAAGUUUAUCGUCGCCGCUUGUAACGGAAGAACAGCCAUCAGCAAAGAAAAUACACGCGACCUGUCAGACAACUUUGUCUUUACCUGUGGACUUCGAUAUUGAAAAAGUAUUGGGUGAUUACUAUAGGAUGGAUGAGGUCUCGGAGCAAGUUCAGGAGAGCCUCAGCUGCUCUUCACUGAGGCGGAAGCUUUUCCUCGACGGCCAUGCCAGUGGCUCAGAUUCAUCCAGCCCUCCCAGCCCGGAGAGAGAGGCCCACGGUGGGAGCAGAGAGACGAUAUCACCGGUCAUCGUAUCACCCGUGAAGUGUGGGAUCACAGCCACGACGCCUUCGUCCGGUCAGUUCUCAUCCAGUCCUAUCCAGGAACGAGGUCGUGCUUAUAGUCUGGGCAGCAUGACCAGUCCCAUGUUUCCAGAACUGUCGUCUCCUCUGUUUAAGUCCCCCACCGUGUCCCCUAUCGUCCUGCAGCACUCGAUCACACCUCAGUCAGGUGAGAGGAAGCGAUUGUCCUUCCUGACUCCUGACGGUCUUCCUUCCUGUAGCCAGAACGCGGCUGUAAACCGGUGUGGCCAGAGCCCGUACGUGGAGGGCUGUUCUCCCAUUCGCAGCUGCUCUCCUCUCCGCGCUCACCACAGCAGCAGAUCCUCCUCCGUCCUCCAACCACACCUCCAGGACAAGGAGGACAUCUUCCUCAGCGAGUCUUUACCCACUAUGGUGCUGGACUCGUGCUCCCCCGGGGUCCAGGCUAGGCAUGGCGAGAGCCAGGGGUCCCUGCCCGUUUUGGAGAGGAUGGAACAGAGCGAGCCAAUUGAGGACGAGCUGGGACAAGCGUCUCCUCGUCCGUUCCCUGAAGAAGACGAGGAGGAAGAGGAGGUGGAAGAGGUGGCGAGCGGAGAGGAGUUCUGUCGACUGAGCAGCUCGUCCAACGGAGAGAGUACGCGCAUGUUCGUGUCGCUGCUGGCUGAGAGGAGCAUAGCGCCGUAUGACAUUAGCAUGCAGGUGGACAGCGGUUAUAACACAUACUCCACGUGCACCAUCAGCCUUAUGGACGCCGUCAGUACAGACAGCCAGAGCAAGGAGCCGCAGGACACACACACGACCGAGGAGGGACUCGCUCACUCUAAACACACUAAGUCGAAGCUGUUACUGCCAUCCCACUGAACACGAAGGACGGAUCAGGGACUCCACGUCUUUCCUCUCCCCUCUUCCCAAAGCUCAGAAGAACUGUUUACACGGUGCUUUUUUAUACCCAAUGCCAUGCUGUUAUACAGUGAAUUCUUGCACAGGUGACUUAUCUUUAACAUCACGAAACAAAGCGACGUUAUUGAACAAUUUUACCUCAUGGAGUUCUCAGACUCAAAUUGUGAUAGAUGGAUAUAUGCUCCGUUUUAUUUAAAAAGUGUCUGAAUUACUGAAUAGAAAUGUGUACUGGCAUUAAUUGGUUGAUUUUUACUUGAUAUGGAUUCCCCCUCCCUCCCUUAUGCAAUUUUUGUACAUUGAUGUAUGCUCUUGAUUAUUUAUGAACUCAUGAUUAGAACCACUAAAGUGCAGAUGAGUAAUAAUCGGUGUAUUUAAUGUUGCUCUGUGCAGCAUUAAACCUGUGUUUCUCCUAAAUUGCAAUAAAUGAUUUUGAUAUGAAAUUGA
Messenger RNA from Ictalurus punctatus (channel catfish), 2216 nucleotides. It is a transcript of the gene bora, whose product is annotated as bora aurora kinase A activator. Gene Ontology annotation, cellular component: cytoplasm; nucleus. The transcript is spliced from 12 exons. The record is from RefSeq and is a predicted model, not a curated record. Bases 189 to 1733 code for a protein of 514 amino acids. Gene Ontology annotation, biological process: regulation of mitotic spindle organization; regulation of mitotic nuclear division; activation of protein kinase activity. Gene Ontology annotation, molecular function: protein kinase binding. Lineage: Eukaryota; Metazoa; Chordata; Actinopteri; Siluriformes; Ictaluridae.